Paralichthys olivaceus (Japanese flounder) is the source of this 2369-nucleotide messenger RNA. It is a transcript of the gene gjb1a, whose product is annotated as gap junction protein beta 1a. Gene Ontology annotation, cellular component: connexin complex. Gene Ontology annotation, biological process: cell-cell signaling. The record is from RefSeq and is a predicted model, not a curated record. Lineage: Eukaryota; Metazoa; Chordata; Actinopteri; Pleuronectiformes; Paralichthyidae. Gene Ontology annotation, molecular function: gap junction channel activity.
UAGCAAUGCAAAGUCAUGGUGCUCUGAUACUCUUGUUCACAGUUACAGACUGAAAAAAUAGCAAUCUGCUUUUGUGAAUAUAAAUGUUUCUGGAUGUACUUGACUCCAAACUGCAGCUGAAGACCCAGAACCAAAGAUGAACUGGGCAUCAUUUUACGCUGUCAUCAGUGGUGUGAACAGACACUCCACAGGCAUCGGUCGCAUCUGGCUCUCUGUCCUCUUCAUUUUCCGCAUCCUGGUGCUGGUGGUCGCAGCAGAGAGCGUGUGGGGCGACGAGAAGUCCGGCUUCACCUGUAACACCCAGCAGCCGGGCUGCAACAGCGUCUGCUAUGACCACUUCUUCCCCAUCUCUCACAUCCGCCUGUGGGCGCUCCAGCUCAUCCUGGUCUCCACUCCCGCGCUGCUGGUGGCCAUGCACGUGGCCCACCGUCGCCAUGUUGACAAGAGGCUCUACAGGCUGUCAGGACGGGCCAACCCCAAAGACCUGGAGCAGAUAAAGACCCAGAAGAUGAAAAUCACAGGCGCUCUGUGGUGGACGUACGUCAUCAGCUUGUUCUUCCGUAUUGUCUUCGAGGUCAUCUUUAUGUACUUGUUUUACAUGAUCUAUCCUGGUUACAAGAUGAUCAGGCUGGUGAAGUGUGACUCGUACCCAUGUCCCAACACGGUGGACUGCUUCGUGUCGAGGCCCACGGAGAAGACUGUCUUCACUGUGUUCAUGUUAGCUGCGUCUGGGGUGUGCAUUCUGCUCAACAUUGCAGAAGUGGUCUUCUUGGUGGGGAAGGCCUGCAGUAAGCAUUUGCAUAAUGCUGGAGACUCAACUAUGGGGGCCUGGAUCCAACAAAAACUCUGCUCACUCUAACAAAACACUUAGAUUAUAAAGAUCAAACCUGCACCAAAGAAAGUGACAGAAAGAGUUAACUUAUGGGGAAGAUACAUACAAUAUAUUGUCAUACUACAAAGAAUUCACUGUUCACACAUCAGUGUAGUCCAGACAUUCUCACUGGCUAUGCAGAACAUACAUAUAUUAGAACACACCAAAAUCACUGUAAACAGCUGCACUUACACCAACAACAAUAUAAUAUAACAGGAUAUAAUAGCUUUGGUAAUUGAUGUUUGGCCAAAUAAAGAACAGUAAUAACUAUAGUAAUAAUUUUGAAAAGCAAUAUUGCAGCUGACCACAUCAGGCUUUAAUUGUCAUUGGCUUUUUUGAUGAAGGCGUUUGGUCUUGAAAUGAAAACAUUCAAUUUAGAUGUUAUCUGCUGAAAAUACAAUGUACAUCUGAUACUUUAAUUUAUAAUAUUCUAUUGUUUACAUCAAAUAUCAUCACAACUGGUAUGGCUUUUUUCCAGCUGCUAUAAGUCAAAUGUUUUACUAAUACAUGGAGAAUAUGUUGGAAUAUAUAGAUGUUGAAUUAUAUGAUAUUCUAUGUUUUUGUUUAAUAGAGAUUUAUGAUGGUUUAAUGGCUAAUCAAAGUAAUGACUUCCGACGACAAACUAAACAUUUUAUUUCAGUACAUUCGUUUUGUAGCUGGAUGUUUGAAUAUUGUCAAUACGCAGAUAAAAUCAACAGGCGUUUGUGUAGUUGUUAAAUUUUUAGUUUCUCACCAAAUAGAAUUUCAAACUGAGACUAGAAGACAUGCAGGAACACACAAUGGACCACAAUAGUUCUGGUGUAUGUUCACAGAAUUUCCUGACGAAGUUGAAAUGUUCAAUAUGACACCAUAAAUCCCCAGAGCAGAAAGCUGUUGUAUCAUGAGGAGCAAAUUAAGUUGCAGUCGCAGCGGUGCCACUUUGUGAUUCUUCUCAGCUGUCGGCAGUGUGACUGGGGAAAGAAAGCUGAAGGAACUGUGGAUGAAGCUUUAUUUUAUGUUUAGCGUCGCCAUCUUUAGACGUGCAAUGGUCUCUGAGUCAUGGUGCCACCUGUGAGGAAACAUCUCAGGCUGAUAAAGUUCUACCUCUGAAGGCCAGAGUGCAGAGUAUUGGGUGGUUAUCAAUAGCCUGGCCACGUAAGGGGUCAGUGAGUGGGCGACAAUGGUUGACCCAGGGGACAGCUGGACCUGCCGUGACACCGCAAGAGGGCAUUUCUCUUUUUAAGGCAAGUGUCAACACACACCAUCUACAGAGCGCAGAGUGAAGAGACGCAUAUCGACAGUGUACCAUAAACAAAUCCCUCCAAUCUAAUAAUACUCAUGUGUUUCCAAAUUUCAAGAACUUUAGUCCUGCCUACUCAAAAUGUUUCAUCAUGGGGAGGUUCACACUUUUUUAAACAACAUGAAUUGUUAGGUCAUUUAAAUAAGAGUAAGUGUGUAUUGGCAGGAAAAUGUGCUUGAGUGUCAAAAAUACCAAUUGUUCAAAAUGGCUUCAAUAAGU